AUGCCGAUGAAGAAGGUCACCUUUCAGCCAUCUCGUCAGUCUAUCCCAAAGGAAGCUGAGCGUGUGUCACAGGUCAUUGAAGAAGCCUCUGGUUCAGACUCUACACCGAUAGACGGAGCGCAGGAAGAGUACGUCAUCUUUGAAGCUCUAGUCAAGCGAACUAGCGGAGCUACCACUGUCGAAGGAACUGAUCAGCGAGGGUCUUUCAUGUUUCGUUCGUCAACCACUUCGUCUUCCAAAUUCUCCACUGAACAUGUGGAGAAAGCGCCUGCUGUUUUGCGUACAGCUACAUGUGAGCCAACUCGCAGCUUCACCAAGCUUGUGCCAUCGCUCUCUAACGACUUUGAGUUUGAAGCACCGACUCUUCAGAUUGGAGGAGCUUGUAUAGCACCUCGUUCGCCAACACCAGAAGCCGAGGCCAUUGACCUGGGUUCAUCAGGAUUCUUCGAACCACUUACAACAAGCGAUUUGCAGCCUGAUCAGAAGGUUGAUGAGAUGUACAAUACUGCUUUCAAGACAGGGUGUGCAAGCUCUUCUCUGCUUGACGAACCACUGGUUCUGUACGACUUCUACCACGCAUCGACUGAGAUUGUGGCAGAUACUACCCUUGAAGAAGUUUCUGCAGCUCUUUCCAGCACACGAAUAAAAGAGAGUCCAAUGGAAAGGGUACAAGUAAAAUCAGCGGCUAUGGACUCGCCGUCUCCAGCACUAGUUCCUUUGCCAAGAAGGUUCAUCACCAGUACACCUACCUGUUACUCGGCGUUAGCUGGAAAAGCAAAACCAGAGACUAUUGUAGUGGCAGAAAUGACUGGAAAUUUUGCCAAACGACAACCGACGAUGAUUCCUGCCCAUGGCUCAGCGCAAGAUCUCGGUUGCAUCGUCACAGCUCAAACCCUCGAUCCCUCCUGGGAUGCAGAAAACCCAGAUCCACCAUCAGUACGCCGAGACGUCGAGACAAAGCUUCACGAGUCUCGAAAGCUCGAGAAUCAUAAGGCCUGUGCUCUGACAGAGGCGAACGACCACAUGCAACAAGACUUGACAGUGCCUUCACUUUCCACUGCACAAGAGAGGAAACCCAGUACCGCAGCACCUGGCAUCAUGGCGCCUCCCCCUCAAAUGAUCAACAGAGUUCACAGGGCCACAAAUGUUGAGAAGAAAUCUCGAAAGAAGGUUUCAAGCUAUCCCCCUGAAAGACAAUUCCCUCCAGCUCCUGCUUACCCUGUACGCGAUACCCCAGCAUGGACCAGACCAGAUACCUACACACCGCCCCCGAGGCUGAAAGCUAAGCCUCCUUUAUUGAAGAGUUGUUUCUUCGGACUUUGUUCAAAAUCAAAGAAAAAGCUCCAACCCGUUCAACAGCAGUCAUACAGGCCCGGAUAUCGUGCGCCAAGGCUUCAAGCUCAACGGUCUUUCGAGCCCUGUCGCGACCGACCAUUCGAGCCCUUUCGCCACGUGGCACCAAGACGGGUAGCAGGAACUCCUAGGGAACGCUACAAAGGACAAGAGGUUAUUCGACCGCACCUGUAUACAGAUCCAUGUAUCGAGCCCCAACUUCGAUUCUAG
Molecule: messenger RNA, 1563 nt
Organism: Ascochyta rabiei
Lineage: Eukaryota; Fungi; Ascomycota; Dothideomycetes; Pleosporales; Didymellaceae
Exons: 1
Coding region: 1-1563 (520 amino acids)
Source: RefSeq, a predicted model, not a curated record